AUGGGGGCGCGGCUAGCUCGGCGGGCUGGGCCCGAGGCGAGCUCGGGGGCCGGGGCGGCGGCAGGAGAUGGGCCGGCGCCCUAUGAACGCCGGGUGCGCUGGCUCCGCGAGAUCCAGUCCACACUCCGCAAGCGGCGGCCGGAGCGCGUCCGGCAGCUGCUGCGCCUCCUGCGGCAGGACCUGGGCCUCGAGGGGACCCUCCUCACUGACAUCCUUUAUAGGAACGUGGCCUUCCUCAGUCUGGUGGACCCCAUCUCCCGUUACGUGCUCAUGAACCUGGCCCAGGACCUGUAGUGCCCCAAGAUGGACUAUGAACUCUGGAAAUCCUCAGACAAGAUCUGUCAGCAGCUCACCUACCACCUUACCUCUCACUCCACCUGGCAGCGAGGGUCCAGCCUGCCCCAGAGGAAGACUCGGAACUGCCUCAGGAGCAGCCUCCGCAAGACUCAGCUGGCGGCAGAGCCCAUGAGCCUCUUGGGAAUCCCGCUGAAAGCACGGGACCUGCGGCACAUAACACGUUACCUGAGCAGCCAGGGAGCUGGGCUGGCGGUGCUGGACCCGAGCUUCAGCGAGCUGAGUGAGGAGCUUCUGCGCCUGCUAAUGCCCAGCCUCUGGGCACUGCCCUGUCUCUCCCAGCUCCUGCUCAAUGUGACGCGGGCCACCACCUGCGAGCUCACUGAGGCCAUCGAGGACACCACCAAGUUCCCCACCCUGGCCUGGGUGGACCUGGGCAACAACGUCGAUGUGGCCUCCCUGCCCCAGCCCCUGCUGGUCAGCCUGCGCCAGCGGCUAAGUCAAUGAACCUCACUCCCCACCAUCUAUGAGGGCCUGGACCUUGAGCCGGGGGGCAGUGUGGCCACAGCCACCACCCCUGCCUCCUGGGGCUCUGCAGCAGCUGGGCAGGGGUCUGAGCCCCAGGUCUGCUGUUCCAGGUGACCCACCCCUAAUCUGGCUGCUACUGCCCGACUGAUGAUGCUCCCGAGCACAGGGGACAGGGUAUGACGGAGGCCCUGGAGGUCCCCCAGAGAUCCAGGAAAAAUGCUCAGCCUGGGAUUAGGGGGACCCAAGGAGAAUGGGCUUGGUGGAGGCCAGUCGGCCCAGGCUGGAGCCUCAGCCUUCCUCAGCAGGAGGGGCCCGGGGCCCACUGUGCAGAUCCCACAAUAAA
Messenger RNA from Manis pentadactyla (Chinese pangolin), 1165 nucleotides. RefSeq names its product leucine rich repeat containing 75B (gene LRRC75B). The record is from RefSeq and is a predicted model, not a curated record. NCBI's taxonomy places the organism in Eukaryota, Metazoa, Chordata, Mammalia, Pholidota, Manidae.